Molecule: messenger RNA, 1577 nt
Organism: Marchantia polymorpha subsp. ruderalis
Lineage: Eukaryota; Viridiplantae; Streptophyta; Marchantiopsida; Marchantiales; Marchantiaceae
Source: the annotation of a GenBank genome assembly
GCGACGCCGGGAAGAAGAAUCGGCGACCAGAAAAGAAGCGAGGGCCGACGUCGAGGGCGAUUGAAGGCGUCGAGCGAACUGUGGAGCGGAAGGUCGAUGGGUCGAGGUCGUGGCAGCACUCGGGAAACACUGCGCUGCUCGUGAAGGAGGAAGCAAAGAGGCUUGCAGGUGAUCGCUGUGUGCUUUAGCGAGCGGGGGAGCGAGCGGCAGCGAAGGUAGAGCUCUUCUUAUGGAAGGGACGCUUAGCUGUCGUGGAAAUGCUCAGCAUCCGCGCGUAACGCACUGGCGUCUGCAUCAUUGAUUGAUCGAUCGAGGCCGGGGGUCCAGCGAAUUUCAGUGUCGGGGAGCAAUUAUCCUUCCAAGGAAAGACGAGAAGUUCGGUCUUUUGAUUCGAGUCCACGAGACGAGUACAGGAAAAGAUGUCGGGCGGCUACACGAGCUUAGGAUCCGAGGCCGUGUCUGGAUCAGUUCCUGUUGCAGCUGCUGGUCCAGAUCACCGACUGCAGUUUCAAGAAUCUAGCUUGCAAACUUUUCCUCCCAAUGACACCCGGGGCAAAGUUACAGGGACAUUCCAACCUCCACGAGAUGCUGAUGACACGUUUUCAAAACCCGGGCCAGGAGGACAAGGAAAUGAUGGCGCGCCAUCUUCGGGUUUAAUGGGUCUCUUCAGUGUCGUGUCUUACCGUCCCUACUUCAACGUCGACACACAAGAUGUCUUGGACAGGAUCAGGGACUCUCUUUUCCCAUUCAGAGGCGACUUCGUGGAGAAGACCAGCCACAACCCUGACAUGUACGGGCCCUUUUGGAUCUGCUCGACUCUGGUCUUUUUGACUGCAGCUAUAGGAAACUUUGCAGCUUACCUAGCACACAAGACCAGUGCCGAUGGCAGCAGCGCUUGGCAUUACGAUAUAAACCAGGUUACUUGGUCGGCUGGCCUCUUUUAUGGUUAUGUAGGAAUAGUGCCGUUGGCGCUCUACUUCCUUCUCAAGUACUUGACUGUUACCUCCGGCUUAGUGCAGCUAUGGUGCCUAUAUGGAUACUCCCUAUUCAUCUUCAUUCCAGCUUCGUUCUUUUCGAUUGUGCCAGUUGAAAUAAUUCGCUGGGUUGCAGUAGGCCUUGCGGGAGUUAUGUCUGCACUAUUUUUGGCGAUUAAUAUCAGGUCACACAUUAAGACCGCAAGUGAACGGUGGUUUCUGAUCGUGACGGGGUCUGCAGCAGUGCAAUUAGGGCUGGCUCUGAUCAUCAAGUUGUAUUUUUUCACUUUCUUUUAUCAGGAUAAAUUGCCAGUCUGAGCAAAUUCACUUUAAAUACAUCCUACUCAGUUCUUACUCAGGUCAUUGAUUAACUGUCCAGGGUUUGUACCUCUAUACAGCAGACGUUCCUAGUGUAGUGUUAAGUAUCACUUGGAUGUGAGCAGCAGAAAUUUUGUGAAUUUUCAAUUCUAAGGAGGAGUUCGCAGUCUUGCUGCAAGGCUCAUUAAAGCCACUGAGUGCUGCUCACUUUCGUGUCUUCUAUCCCAUGUAAACUUUUUACAAAAGAUAACACAUCAGUCCGCUUCUGCAGAGAUGUUUGUUUUU